Messenger RNA from Mugil cephalus (flathead mullet), 1923 nucleotides. It is a transcript of the gene agpat9l, whose product is annotated as 1-acylglycerol-3-phosphate O-acyltransferase 9, like. Gene Ontology annotation, molecular function: glycerol-3-phosphate O-acyltransferase activity. Gene Ontology annotation, cellular component: endoplasmic reticulum. Lineage: Eukaryota; Metazoa; Chordata; Actinopteri; Mugiliformes; Mugilidae. Bases 43 to 1521 code for a protein of 492 amino acids. The record is from RefSeq and is a predicted model, not a curated record. The transcript is spliced from 14 exons. Gene Ontology annotation, biological process: triglyceride biosynthetic process.
CGCUGUUGCCUCUCUGGUCUGUGAACUUUCCUCCAGUAGUAAAUGGGCGUGUUUGUUCUGUGUGAUCAGUCCUUAGAGUUGCUCCUUACGAAGACGGGACAUGGACUGAAGUUUGACCGGACUGCGCUACAUCUGAGCCACCCGGCUGCUUUUGUAUUCAUCUCAGGGAAUAAAGCGGAGAUGGAGGACUUCUGGGCAGGGGCCCUUUGGGCGCUGAAGAUUUGGCUGUACCUCAUUGUUGGCCUCAUCAUGAUUCCAGCCAUGUUUGGAUUCUCUCUGGGCAUCUCGGAGACCUACAUGACCAUACUGGUCAAAACUUUAGAGUGGGCCACCCUGAAGAUACAGAAAGCCAGCUCAGAUGAGCAAAAACUCAAAGCCUCUGCAUCUAAUGGCCUCAUCCAGAGGGAGGAUGGCUCAAUGGAGAAAGAAUUAGAGGAUCUCAGACGCAGUUGCCCCAAACUACCAGUAGGGGGCAAUUUUACACUCAGUGACUGUUUCUAUUUCACCCGGAAAGGAAUUGAGAGCAUCGUAGAGGAUGAGGUCACUCAGCGGUUCUCCUCAGAGGAGCUGGUUUCCUGGAACUUGCUGACCCGCAACAACAAUGAUUUCCAGUACAUAAGUCUGAGGCUGACGCUGGUCUAUGGCCUGGGUAUCAUUAUAAGAUACUGCAUCCUCGCCCCGCUCAGGAUAACAUUAGCCUGCAUUGGUCUGAGCUGGUUGGUCAUAGGAACGUCUGCAGUUGGAUUACUUCCAAACUGGAGGAUAAAGUUCUGGCUCAGUGAAUGGGUCCAUGUCAUGUGCUACAGAAUCUGUGCUCGGGGUCUCUCCGCUACUAUCCGCUAUCACAACAGGGAAAAUAAACCCAGAAAAGGAGGGAUCUGUGUAGCCAAUCACACUUCUCCUAUCGACAUUGUGAUUCUCUGCAAUGACGGCUGUUAUGCUAUGGUGGGUCAGGUCCACGGAGGUCUGAUGGGAGUCGUUCAAAGGGCCAUGGUGAGGUCCUGUCCUCACGUCUGGUUCGAGAGAGCAGAGAUGAAAGAUCGCCAUCUAGUGACGAAAAGGUUGAAGGAUCAUGUGAAUGACAAGACAAAGCUUCCCAUAUUAAUAUUUCCAGAGGGAACCUGUGUCAACAACACGUCUGUCAUGAUGUUCAAGAAGGGAAGUUUUGAAAUCGGAGCAACCAUAUACCCAGUAGCCAUCAAGUAUGACCUAAAGUUUGGAGAUGCUUUCUGGAACAGCUCCAAGUACAGCAUGGUCAGUUACCUGCUCAGGAUGAUGACCAGUUGGGCCCUCGUCUGCAACGUCUGGUACCUUCCAGCCAUGCACCAGCAGGAAGGAGAAGAUGCUGUGCAGUUUGCCAACAGGGUCAAGUCAGCCAUCGCUCACCAGGGGGGGCUGGUAGAUCUACAGUGGGACGGAGGCCUGAAAAGAGCUAAGGUGAAGGAGACAUUUAAGGAGCAGGAGCAGAAGAAGUACAGCAACAUGGUGGUGGGAGAAGACAGCGGCAGCAACAGUGACUGAGGUCCUUAGUAUUUGGAGAGUAUGAACUGGAUGCAGACCAUUUCCCUCCGAUGUUUUCUCUCUCUAGCUGGACCUCUCAGGGCAUGCAGCACUGAAAUACGGACUUAAACAUACACUGUGAAAACCUUGGGAGGAAAGUGUCAGGGACUGACAGACAGGACGGCGAGUGCAAUAUGGAACUUUGUGAGGAGCAGCCAUAAUGUGAAAAGGGUAAACUGUUUUCACAGCUGCUUACGAUAUCUGCUGCUGCCACUGAACACAGGUGUUAGUGCCACAUAAAAACUGCUCUGGAUGAAAUGUGUCUAUGUAGACGAGGUACUGGUCUGAUGAACUGGAUUCACGAAUGUUUCUAUUCUCACACCCGGUUCAUUCUUUUAUUUUUAAUAAAUUUUACAGAUGGAA